GGAAGAGAAGUGGAGGUGGGAGGGAGCGAUGAAGCAAAAGUCACCUAAACGUUGGGGCGGGGAAAGGAGGCUACAGUUAAGAAAGCGAACAAGCUGCGGAACUUGCAGCAGAAAGAUUGGGAGGUCCGGUGGGUGCUCUAUCCCAGAGGGAAGGAACAAGUACCACGGCAGCGGGACUUUUCCCGUCCCUGAUUCUGGAAGGUGCUAGACAAAAACAUGGAAUUAAUUUACCCGGCGGUGAUUAUAAUCCUUGGGUGCGUUGCUCUUUUGUUAUUCCUUCAGUGGAAGAACUUGCGUGGACCUCCGUGCGAAGGGGGCUGGAUUCCUUGGUUUGGAGCUGGAUUUGAGUUUGGGAAAGCCCCUCUAGAAUUUAUAGAAAAAGCAAGAAUCAAGCAUGGACCAAUAUUUACAGUCUUUGCUAUGGGCAACCGAAUGACCUUUGUUACUGAAGAAGAGGGAGUUAACGUGUUUCUAAAAGCCAAAGAAGUAGAUUUUAAACUGGCAGUGCAAAAUCCUGUCUAUCAUACAGCAUCAAUUCCAAAGAAUGUAUUUUUAACAAUGCAUGAAAAACUUUAUACUGUGAUGAAAGAGAAACUAGGGACUAGCAAUGUAUAUCAGUUCACUGGACAACUGACUGAAGAAUUACAUGAACAACUGGAGAAUUUAGGCACUCAUGGGACAAUGGACCUGAGCAACUUAGUAAGGCAUCUCCUUUAUCCAGUCACAGUGAAUGUGCUCUUUAAAAAAGGUUUGUUUCCCACAAACACGAAGAAAAGCAGGGAGUUCUAUCAGCAUUUUCAAGUUUAUGAUGAAGGUUUUGAGUAUGGGUCCCAGAUGCCAGAAUGUCUCCUAAGAAACUGGUCAAAAUCCAAAAAGUGGCUUCUAGCACUUCUUGAGAAAAACAUGCCAGAAAUAAAAGCAUACAGAUCUGCAAAAGAUAAUCCCAUGACAUUCGUACAGGCUAUGAUGGAUACCAUAGAGAUGGAAAAAAAUGAACAGAAGCAACCCAAUUAUGCACUCUUAAUACUUUGGGCUUCUCUGACCAAUGCUGUCCCCGUUACAUUUUGGACAAUUGCCUUUAUCCUCUCUCAUCCCAGUAUCUACACGACCAUCAUGAAAGAUAUAUCUUCUGUGUUUGGCACAGCAGGUAAAGAUAAGAUUAAAGUGUCUGAAGAGAACUUGAAGAAACUCCUUCUGAUUAAAUGGUGUGUUUUGGAAUCUGUUCGUUUAAGAGCCCCUGGUGUCAUUGCCAGAAAACUGAUAAAGCCAGUUAAAAUUCUGAAUUAUACUGUUCCUUCUGGUGACUUGUUGAUGUUGUCUCCAUUUUGGCUACAUAGAAAUCCAAAGCAUUUUCCUGAACCUGAAUUGUUCAAACCUGAACGUUGGAAAAAGGCAGAUUUAGAGAAGCAUGCUUUCUUGGACUACUUCAUGGCAUUUGGAAGAGGGAAGAACCAGUGUCCUGGAAGGUGGUUUGCUCUGUUAAAGAUUCAAAUAUGUGUUAUUUUAAUAUUUUAUUAUUAUGACUGUAGUCUUCUAGACCCAUUGCCAAAACAGAGUCCUCUGCAUUUGGUGGGUGUCCAGCAGCCAGAAGGACAAUGCCGAAUUGAAUUUAAACGAAGAAAAUGACAUCUGCUGGGCCUAAUAAGGGCCAGGCUUUCUGGAGGAGUGACUGCCCCCCUUCACCAGCCUGGCAGCACCUAGACCUGAGCUCUGCUAAAACACACUGCCUAACUUUGUUUUAGGACUUAGUUCAAGCAACUGUCCAAAUGGUGUGUUUGUUAUCUCAAGAGUAGACCAAGAAUCUGACAUCACUCUUACUGAUAUAGAGACCCAAGUACAUGGUUUAUAGAAAAUGUUUAAGUGAUUUUAAAAAAUGAGACAUUUCUUCAGAAGUUGGAAUUUGGUUUAUGCAUAACUGUAUUAAAACUUCAAAUAGAGAUAUGUCAUUUGAAUGAAAAUCUUAGCACAGUAAAUUCACUGUGAAGGCAACAUACUUAAAUUUCUAUUUUGAAAAAGGCUAAAAGUCUUAGACUAAAGAAAUAUUAAAUAAUUUCUGGAAAUUUUCUAUUUUUUUAAUAUGAUUCUUAACUAGCAGUUGGAAUUCUUAAGCUCUAUUAAUAUAAUUCUUUAUUGUAAACACAUCUAAUGCUAAAAGAAUGAAUAAAAUGAGA
This is a messenger RNA of Ceratotherium simum simum (southern white rhinoceros), 2171 nucleotides long. RefSeq names its product cytochrome P450 family 39 subfamily A member 1 (gene CYP39A1). Gene Ontology annotation, molecular function: heme binding; oxysterol 7-alpha-hydroxylase activity; iron ion binding. The record is from RefSeq and is a predicted model, not a curated record. Lineage: Eukaryota; Metazoa; Chordata; Mammalia; Perissodactyla; Rhinocerotidae. Gene Ontology annotation, biological process: cholesterol homeostasis; bile acid biosynthetic process.